This is a messenger RNA of Quercus robur (English oak), 4950 nucleotides long. RefSeq names its product putative ABC transporter C family member 15. The transcript is spliced from 11 exons. Gene Ontology annotation, molecular function: ATP binding; ATP hydrolysis activity; ABC-type transporter activity. Gene Ontology annotation, biological process: transmembrane transport. The record is from RefSeq and is a predicted model, not a curated record. The coding region runs from base 251 to 4696 and encodes 1481 amino acids. Lineage: Eukaryota; Viridiplantae; Streptophyta; Magnoliopsida; Fagales; Fagaceae. Gene Ontology annotation, cellular component: plant-type vacuole; vacuolar membrane.
CUACUUGUUCUUUAAAUCCAUAUCCUCUGAUUGUGCUACUGUUUUACUUAAAAAUAUUUCAAUUUCAAUUCGGUUGCUUUUCUUGACAUUGUAUUACAUUAUCAUGGCAUUGAUAUGCAGGUGUUUAUAUAUGCAGGUCUUGUUGAUUGCAGACUCACUUUUUGUUCUUAGUUCUUCGCCACGUAUUUCAUCUUUUGGUCUUUGGUUUGUGAUUAGUGAAGACUAACUUGAACUGGGACUCUUGUAGAAUAUGGAGUCAGUCAUCAUUGAUAUCUCCUUGGAGAUUCUCACCUUAACAUUUGCCAUAGCGUUUCUGACAUGGGUUUUGCAAAACGUUUGGAGACAAAGGAGAGAGGGUGAUAUAAAUGAGCAUGGACGAGUUAGAGGGUGUAGAGUUUUUACAAUGAUCACUGUUCUAUCCAAUGUCAUCAUCUCAAUACUGUACCUUGAUUUUGGUUUGUAUGAAUAUUGGAAUCAUAGGAUUAUCACUAUUAAAUCUGUCUUCUUGUUCAUGACUUGGGUUUUAGCAACUUUAGUAGCAGUCUUAUCAAAGAAUAGAACUCUUAGUGGAAACAAAAGGUGGCCAUUGAUCCUUAUCCUCUGGUGGGUCUUUUCCUUCAUCGUUGAUUCAGUAUCUCUCACCAUUUACACUAUCACACAUUUGAAAUCCAUAGAUUUUCCAAGUCCUUUUCCAGAACCUAAUAUAGUUGAUUUUGCUUCCUUUCCUUUCGCAAUACUUCUUUGUUUCAAUGCUUUUCCUACUAGUUGUACUAGGAAACACAGUGACAUAGUAGAGCCUUUACUGCAAAAGGAAAAUGAAAGUUCCCUUGGUGAUGAUGGUGAAUUCACAAAUGCUGGAAUUUGGAGCCAACUUACCUUCCAAUGGUUAAACCCUAUUUUUAAAAGAGGUCGAGUUCAAAAGCUUGAAUUACCUCAUAUUCCUCCAAUUCCUCAAUCAGAAACAGCAGAAAAUGCUUCCCCGUUGCUGGAAAAAUCGCUCAGAAAAGCAUCAUCAUUGCCAAAGGCCAUAGCCUGUGCCAUAUGGAAACCCUUGUUCAUGAAUGCAGCUUUGGCAGAUUUUUUUUUAGGGCGGCUCAUGCUUCACAAUUCACAUAUUCCACUUAUGUAUUGGACUCCUCUCCUUCUUCGGUCAAUGCAUCAAGGAGUUAACACAAUUGCAUCCUAUACUGGUCCCCUCCUAAUCACAAACUUUGUGAAUUUCCUGCUGGGAAAGGAAGAUGAUUUAGGCACCCACUAUGGUCUGAUUCUUGCACUCAUUUUCUUCUUUGCAAAGACAGUGGAGUCACUAACUCAAAGACAAUGGUAUUUUGGUGCACAGCGAAUUGGCAUACAAUUAAGGGCAGCUCUAAUAUCAUUAAUUUACAAGAAAUCUAUAUCCACUAAGUAUGUUGGUUUAAGUAACGGUAAAAUUAUAAAUUUAAUCAAUGUGGAUGCUGAAAGAAUUGGAGACUUCUGCUGGCACAUUCAUAGAGUUUGGCUGCUUCCAGUCCAGGUCAUUCUGGCCUUGAUCAUCCUCUACAGGAAUCUAGGAGCUGCCCCCUCCUUUGCUGCUCUUUUUGCCACACUUUUGGUGAUGGUAUGCAACACGCCUUUGGUUAAGAUGCAAAAAAGGCUUCACUCCAAGAUCAUGGAAGCUAAGGAUUCAAGAAUCAAAGUGACUGUGGAGACUUUCAAGUGCAUGAGAAUUUUGAAACUGCAUUCAUGGGAACCCUCAUUCUUAAAGAAGCUCCUACAUCUCAGGGAAACUGAGAGAAGCUGGCUGAAAAAAUACCUGUAUUCUUCCUCAGCAGUGACCUUUCUCUAUUGGGCUUCACCAACUUUUGUUUCAAUUGUCACUUUUGGUGUCUGCAUUGUAUUGAAGACACCAUUAACAGCAGGUACAGUCCUCUCAGCCUUAGCCACUUUUCAAAUUUUACGAGAACCUAUCUACAACCUACCAGAGCUCAUUUCAAUGAUUGCUCAAACAAAGGUCUCAGUUGAGCGUAUCCAAGAUUUCAUUGGUGAAGAAGAACAAAAGAAGCUGAUACGUGAUCAUACUUCAAAUGCUUUGAAUAUCGCAAUUGAGAUUGAUAUAGGGGAAUAUGCUUGGGAAACAAGUGAAGAAAAAUUAAUGAGACCUACAAUCAAAAUUUUGGAGAAGAUGAAGAUAAUGAAAGGUUACAAGGUUGCAGUUUGUGGUCCGGUUGGGUCAGGAAAAUCAAGUCUUCUCUCUAGUAUACUUGGUGAAAUUCCCAGGAUUUCUGGGGGAGGAGUAACAGUUUAUGGAAGGAAGGCCUACGUGCCCCAAACUGCUUGGAUUCAAACAGGUACGAUUAGAGAGAAUGUGCUGUUUGGCAAGGAAAUGAACAAGGCAUAUUAUGAGGAUGUACUAGAAGCCUGUGCUUUGAAUCAGGAUAUCAAGAUUUGGCAAGACAGAGAUUUGAGUGUAGUUGGAGAGAGGGGAAUGAACUUGAGUGGAGGACAAAAGCAAAGAAUCCAACUGGCAAGAGCUGUCUAUAGUGAUGCCGAUGUUUAUUUCUUGGACGACCCUUUCAGUGCUGUUGAUGCCCAUACUGGAACCUAUUUGUUCAAGAAGUGUCUCAUGCAUCUAUUGUCACAAAAGACCGUCAUCUAUGCUACUCAUCAAGUGGAAUUUUUAGAUGCUUCCGACCUUGUUUUGGUGAUGAAAGCUGGAAGGAUAGUUCAGUCAGGAAGGUAUGAAGAUCUGAUGGCAGAUUCGAAUGGUGAACUUGUUAGACAAAUGGCUGCUCAUAGAAAAUCACUAAACCAAGUUAACCUACUCCAAGAUGAUAAUACCUUAACUACUAGACCCCAUGAGAUAAAUGAGAUAGAAGCUGCAGAAAAAAAAUUUGAAGGUCCCAUCAACAAUGGAAAACUUAAAGCAAGAACUGAAGAAGAAGAAGAAGCAGAAACUGGUAGAGUAAAAUGGAGUGUUUACUCAACCUUUGUUACUUCUGUAUAUAAAGGAGCUCUAGUUCCAGUUACCCUUCUCUGUCAAGUUCUCUUCCAAGGACUACAAAUGGGCAGCAAUUACUGGAUUGCGUGGGCAACAGAGGUAGAAGGAAGAGUCAGUAGAAAGCAUAUGAUAGGGAUAUUCAUUUUGAUGUCUGGUGGGAGCUCAAUCUUCGUAUUGGGAAGGGCAGUUUUGCUAUCUACUAUUGCUGUUGAGACUGCUCAGCGUCUCUUCUGUGGAAUGAUCACAUCAGUUUUUCGAGCACCCAUUUCUUUUUUUGACUCCACACCUUCAAGUCGAAUCCUUAGUAGGUCUUCUACAGAUCAAAGCACCGUAGACACAGACAUUCCCUACAGAUUAGCUGGAUUGGCAUUUGCACUUAUUCAGCUAUUAAGUAUCAUCAUCCUAAUGUCCCAGGUCUCUUGGCUAGUCUUCGUUCUCUUCCUUGCAAUUAUUGCCAUCUCUAUGUGGUAUCAGGAUUAUUACAUUACCACUGCUAGAGAACUAGCCCGAAUGGUUGGCAUUCGAAAGGCUCCAAUCUUGCACCACUUUUCAGAAUCAGUUUCUGGGGCAGCAACUAUUCAUUGUUUUGAUCAGGAAGAGCGCUUUGUGACAAGAAUUCUGAGCCUGAUUGAUGAUUAUUCUCGUAUAACCUUUCACAAUUCUGCCACAAUGGAAUGGUUGUGUGUUCGGAUCAACUUUCUUUUUAAUCUUGUCUUCUUCCUUGUUCUGAUAAUCUUGGUGAGCCUGGCUAGGUCAGCUAUUGACCCCAGCUUAGCAGGACUGGCAGCUACCUAUGGCUUGAACCUAAAUGUUCUUCAAGCAUGGGUGAUAUGGAAUCUGUGCAAUGUUGAGAACAAAAUGAUAUCAGUUGAGAGAAUUCUCCAAUUUACAAAUAUACCAAGUGAAGCACCCCUAGUGAUUGAAGAUCACAGGCCAAAGCCUGAAUGGCCAACAAAUGGAAGGAUAGAGCUUGAAAACCUUCAUGUCCAGUAUAAUCUUGCACUUCCAAUGGUUCUAAAAGGGAUUACUUGCACCUUCCCGGGAGAGAAGAAAAUUGGACUUGUGGGGAGGACAGGAAGUGGAAAGUCAACUUUAAUUCAAGCACUCUUUAGGGUGGUGGAGCCUUCAGGAGGACGUAUUCUGAUCGAUGGAGUUGAUAUUUGUAAAAUAGGUUUACAGGAUUUAAGGUCUAGGUUGGGUAUAAUACCACAAGACCCAACAUUGUUUCAGGGAACUGUGAGAAGUAAUCUGGAUCCUUUGCAACAGCAUUCAGAUCAAGAAAUUUGGGAGGUUAUCAGAAAGUGUCGUCUUGCAGAGAUAGUGAACCAGGACCAAAGGCUUCUUGAUGCACCAGUUGCAGAAGAUGGAGAAAAUUGGAGUGUUGGACAGAGGCAGCUUGUUUGCCUGGCCAGGGUUCUACUCAAGAAGAAAACAAUUCUAGUGUUGGAUGAGGCUACUGCUUCUAUAGAUACUGCAACAGAUAAUCUAAUUCAAGAAACAAUCAGAGAAGAGACAAAGGGAUGCACUGUUAUUACUGUAGCUCAUCGUAUACCCACUGUUAUUGACAAUGAAUUGGUUCUUGUUCUUGAUGAAGGCAAUAUUGUAGAGUAUGACUCCCCAGCUCAGUUACUCAAGGAUAAGUCCUCUUCAUUCUCAAAGUUGGUGGCUGAAUUCUUGAGGAGAUCAUCCAAGAGUGCCUGCCAUAGGGAUAUUUCUUGAACGAAGGACAAGAUUAUGAUGCAAACCAAUAAUAGCAGCCCCCUUGAAAGUCAUACAGUGAAUUGACACGUUGGGAUUCAUGAAAGAAAAACCGUUAUUCUGAAGAAAUUGUAGAUCAUCAAUGAGACCAUUGAUAUAGUUUCUCACAGCAUUGUUGCCAGAGAAUAAUACUGUGUAUGCUUUGGCAACACCAUCAAGUAAUUUAAUAUUUUAACCAAAGAGUUACAGUUAAUGCAAUUGCAAAUUUGACAAAA